This is a messenger RNA of Nematostella vectensis (starlet sea anemone), 2471 nucleotides long. Its product is annotated as juxtaposed with another zinc finger protein 1. The transcript has a single exon. NCBI's taxonomy places the organism in Eukaryota, Metazoa, Cnidaria, Anthozoa, Actiniaria, Edwardsiidae. Gene Ontology annotation, cellular component: nucleus. The record is from RefSeq and is a predicted model, not a curated record. Bases 37 to 696 code for a protein of 219 amino acids.
UGACGGGAGUCUGGCGACUCGGGAAUCCUGGCCAACAUGGCCGCGUUUUAUCGCUACUCGUGCUUAUGGCACGGUUGCGGCAAAAAUUGUACCUCUUUGCUUGAUCUUAUAGACCACAUCGAGCUUGUACAUAUAGAGAAAGACCCUAGGAAACUAGAACAACAGGAAUCAUCACAGCCGACUGCAAUACCGCUGUCCUAUAUCAACUCGUUCUUCACCGAAGCAGCUCGGCGAGCUCAGAAAAAUGAACAAGCAUUACCGUCUAGCGACCUUACACCUACAAUUACUGAACAUUUUUUAAAGCGGAAAAAGUCUUCGCCUCCUACAUUGGCUUUUCCAGUGAUUGGUAAAUCAGAGUCGUUCGAGAUAACCGAAGAAGAUGGAAAUAUGAGUGAUAACAGUGACGAUUCUUUGAGUAGCACCGAUCAUAGCUUUCCUAGUGACCUUAUUAUGAAAGCUGUACCUAUGGACGAGGGAGAAGGUAAACGAUACGUUUGUCCGAUGCCUGGCUGUGGUAAACGUUAUAAGAACGUUAAUGGGAUUAAAUACCAUGCCAAAAAUGGGCACCGAAACGAGCAUCGACCCAAAAAGCAGCAUAAAUGUCACUGCGGUAAAAGUUACAAAACCCAAAACGGACUACGACACCAUAUGACAAAUCACCAUGCCGCAACAACUUUCCCAGCUGAACUAUCGUAAAAGUAUUUAUUGUGAUUUCUUAAAGCUGUGCCUAGGGUCAAUAUGAUGGAAAGGAAACAUAUCUUUGCAAGGUAAACCUAGAAAGUGGUACAUGACCUUUUGGAUAUCGUCAGCUGAUAUGGCGACGGCGCCUGUCGUGCGUUUCAAUGGUUUUCGAUUCAACACAUGAAACGUACAAUGCUACAUGAUUCACAAUCAUUUACACAGCUUGAAACUUGAUGAUUCUAUUCCAAUUCCCAAUGUACGAAGUAAUUUAUUCUCAUUCAAGAAUGGUAUUUUGUCGUUGUUCGGUUAUGUGUUGUGUCAAAUAGCGAUGGUCUUUGUCGAGUUUACGAGCUGUUGACCAAUGUACAGCGUGCAUGUCAAAUUAUUCGUCCGAGUGCGUACACAAGUACAUUAGUUUAGGCUAGAAGAGACUUCUUGGUGUUCUGGUCGAUGUAUGCUAUCUCUGCUCUUCUGUGGAUUAGCUUUAAUCACAGAGAAAAGUUGAAGAUCAAAUAAAAAAAUAAUGAUCUCCAGAAACAAAAACAAAAAGAGAAAAAGUUUAUUUGAAUUUUAACAGUGAAUGAUGAGGUGACAAUGACGGAAAAGUAGCUAUUUUUCUUAACACAACAAACAGCUGUUUCUAUAAGCUUGAAUUCUCAAGUUUCAUAUCAUAUCCAGCUACUUAGGUUACAUAAUCAGUAAAACAAAAGGUCAAGUAUUUGCUGAGACUCCUAAGAAUUAUUUAAUUGUACAGUAGGUUUCUGGUUCAUUUCGUGCCAGUGCUUUAGGAGAAUAUGGUAAUACUAAGCAAUUCUUAAUUACCAGUUAAAGCCACUCUAUCCUGUCAACCACAUCAUGCAGGAAAAAGCAGUGCAUUUCUCUAAUAAUAACCUUAUAAAUGCCUCGUACCCAGGCGUCUUAAGUCAGUAGAAAAACAAGUGCCACAUACCACUGCCACGGAACGCAAUUCAAGACUAGUGAGCACAAUGAAUAAUGGGAAGGUUUAGCGCUGACGCAGAGGAUCAAGGGAAGGCUCAAGCUCCCCUGCAUGUUAGUCCGGUCACCCAUUAAGUGCCUGGGUAUGAGGAAGACCUUAUCAUGUAAACUUAGGCCAUAUUCGUGCAUCCUACUCCUGCUGUGCAAAAUCUUAUUUCUUGUAUUAGGCACGUGAAUAGUUAAACAUUGAACCAGUUUUGCUGCACUUAAUUCUGAUACACAUAUUCGAUUUGAUCUGGCACGGUAGAAGUGUGAUGUACGAAUCGGCCUUACUAGGGAAUAAGCAAAGUACUAUUUUCGUUUCUUCUACUCAGCCCUCACUUUGUGUGUUAUAUAGUAUUUAUGAGGUGGGUUGAUAUUCACUUGGGAGGUACCAAACCAAGGUACCAAUCACUAAGUUAUUAGAAUUAUUUAUAGAGUAUCUAUCAUAUAUUGUGCUAGUUUGUGAGUACCCAAAAUUAUGAGUGGUAGAAAAACAAAACUGAUGUUAACCUUAUAGAAGUAGAUUAAGUGAGUAGGUAAAAUAUAUCUUCCCCAAAACCAGUGCAGACAAUUUGCAAGUAUGUUUUUUGGAUAGGAGUGUUUGUGAGGGUUGUAACUAGUCAAGUAUCAGCUCUUAACAAAAACAUUUUGCCUCUUUAUAUUAGUAGUAAUAUUCUGCUUAUAAGGCUCUAUUUCCAGCCAUCACCCCUGUGGGCUAAAAGAAACAAGCCGAAAAUCAAGCCUUUGUGCUCUUGCACUCUUCACAAACUGUGAUCUUUAAUGUUGAAAGUGAAAUUAAAACAGAAAAAAUA